GAACCGGAGAGCGUGGAAGAAAGGGCGCAGGAUGACCAGACCGCCGCCGCCCGCUGCGCUGGGACCGCUUCUCCUGCUGUGGCUGCUGCCGGCCUCGCUGCCCGUGCCGGGGGUCGAGGCUAGCAGGUCGAGGCCCCCGCUGCGCUGUCCCGCGGCCUGCGAGCCCACGCGCUGCCCCCCGCUGCCCGCCUGCUCCGCGGGGUCGUCGCCGGUGCUCGACGGCUGCCGCUGCUGCCGCGUGUGCGCGGCGGCCGAGGGCGAGGCGUGCGGCGGGGCCGCGGUCCGGCCGUGCGCUCCGGGGCUGCGGUGCGGCGCGCGGCCCGGGGCCCGGCGUCUCCGCGGCGCCCGGGGGGGCACGUGCGGCUGCCCGGCGGCGGGGGCGGCGGUGUGCGGCAGCGACGGGCGCACCUACCCCAGCCUGUGCGAGCUGCGCGCCCAGAACCGCGCGGCGCGUCUCCGGGGCGCGCUCCCGGCCGUGCCGGUGCUGAAGGGCGACUGCGCGGGGCGAGAGGCCUGGAGUGUCGGCCGGCUCCGGAGCCAGUACAACUUCCUCGCGGCGGUGGUGGAGAAGGUGGCGCCCUCCGUGGUGCACCUGCAGCUGUUCCGCAGGUCACCUCUUAGCAGCAAGGAUAUGCCUGCAUCCAGCGGCUCUGGGUUCAUAGUGUCUGAGGAUGGGCUCAUUGUUACCAACGCCCACGUAAUCACCAACCAGCAGCGGAUCCAGGUGGAGCUCCAGAGUGGGGUCCAGUAUGAAGCCACUAUCAAGGACAUUGACCAUAAAUUGGAUCUUGCGCUGAUUAAGAUUGAGCCAAAUGGUGACCUUCCUGUAUUGCUGCUGGGAAGGUCAUCCGACCUGCAGGCUGGAGAGUUCGUGGUGGCCUUGGGCAGUCCAUUUUCUCUGCAGAACACAGUGACUGCAGGAAUUGUCAGCACUACACAGCGAGGGGGCAGAGAGCUGGGGCUGAAGGAUUCAGACAUGGACUAUAUCCAGACUGAUGCCAUAAUUAAUCACGGCAAUUCUGGGGGCCCCCUGGUGAACUUGGAUGGUGACGUAAUUGGCAUAAAUACACUGAAGGUGACAGCGGGAAUCUCCUUCGCCAUUCCCUCCGAUCGAAUUCGACAGUUUCUGGCAGAAUUCCACGAGCGGCAGUUGAAAGGAAAGGCUCUUUCACAGAAGAAGUAUCUCGGUCUGCGGAUGCUGCCUCUCACUAUGAACCUUCUUCAAGAGAUGAAAAGGCAAGAUCCAGAUUUUCCUGAUGUGAGUUCUGGGGUUUUUGUGUAUGAGGUGAUUCAAGGAACGGCUGCUGAAAGCUCUGGGUUGAGAGACCACGAUGUAAUUGUCAGCAUAAAUGGGCAACCUGUUACCACCACAACUGAUGUUAUUGAAGCUGUGAAGGACAGUGAUUCCCUUUCCAUUAUGGUUCUUCGAGGAAGUCAAACUUUGAUCCUGACAGUCACACCUGAAAUAAUCAAUUAAUUAUCUUGCUUUAAAGAGAAAUCAUCUAACAAAAUCAAAACUAUAUUACCUGGUUUGUAUUGAAGAUGUGCCAAAGAUGGCAAGUUUUAGGGUCUCUUAAGAGAAAUGAAUGUUUUAAAAUACACAUGCACGCACACACACACACAGGGACUGUUAGAUUGGGGUGCUCUACUGUUGCUAAGAAGCCUCACUAAAGCAAGUGAAGGACAUGGUGCCAGGAAGUCUGGAAAGCUGAUAACAUUUUACUUAAACACAGGAAACAACUGAAAAACAGUCAGUUUCUAUUUUAACCUUGACAGGACACUUGUGGAUUUUAAAAUUUCUCUAUAGUCACAAACUGGGUGUAACACCAACGUACACACCCACAUACACACAUGCGCACGAGUGAACAGACCUACUGAAUAUGAAGAGACAACCUGAAUCCAGAGUGCAAAGGAAAUAGAAUUUUUAAUAAUACUACCUUUCUCAAUCAGUUUUUCAGGUGGUACCACAUUUGGCCAGGGUUUGUAGGUACAGAGGAUGAGCAUCAUUUCUUUUCUUUUUUUUUGAUGAGCAUCAUUUCUAAGUCAAAUUCAAAUUGACUACUGUGGACUGUCACUGAGGAAUACUAGAUUCUAAUGAUCACCCUGCCUGUGGUCUCAGAGCUUUCUGUGAGAGGGCUUCUUUUAUAGGACAAAUCCUUCAAUAACUUCUAGACUUUGACCUUUUUACUCAUCCUUAUCCUCCUGGCAACAUUAGUGAUUUUGAAUCUGAAAGCUGCCAAAGUGUUGGUGUUUUUAAAGAAAAUUGUUUUUGAUGGGGCUUGUGAAUAUCCUGAAGGAGAUUUUUUUUCCCAAGUGUGGGAUGAACCAGGAUUUGUGGCUUAGUGUAGUACCUUAUUUUUGGUAAGAUUUUAAUUUGUUUUCCAGAUUUCUCUUACAAGUUAGGUUUUUUUUUUUUUUUUAAUAUGGCAUCUCCUUAAAUUCUAUGCAAAAUUUUAAGUGCAUUUUUUUUUUUUUUCCUGGGGAUGAGAUCCAGUUUCUUGACGACCUACAACAAUUUUAAUUAUUACUGUUACAAACAAGGUUAUGGUCAAUGUAGUACAGAAUUCUCAAGGCAGAAUAAUGUUUUAAUUUUUACACAAUUGCCAACCAUUUGAUAAUAUAAACACAGUGAUCCUAUUAAUCAGGGAUGAUAAAGUUGAAACAUUUAGAAAAGCUGCUUCAUAAGGAUAGAACGUAUCUGGUGUUAUUUUAACCGAUUCUUGGUCCUUAAGUAAUCUAUUAUGAUUGGUUUUAGGAUUUAUCCUGAAUAUCGGGCUUUUAGUUUUACUUGUCUGAAAGUCCUCCUUUUACUUCAUAUUUAAAAGUUCUUUUCAACUUAAAUUGCAAAGGAUGGGAACUAAGUUUUUAAACCACUUAUAAUUAAGGAUAUUUCCUUUUAUUCCCAGUGACUUGGGAAUGCAAAAGCUUGGCUGUCUCUUUUUCGCAACUGCUGACUACUGUUGCCCACAGUGAGAGCUUCCAGUACCAUGCUUAUUUUGAUGGAAUGUGUUAUGUUUGCCCCCAUAAAUUACAUCUUAACUCUACCCAUUGCUCAGUAAUUCUGUCCUUUAAGUAAGAAUCUUUUUUUUUCCCCCAAAGCUAUGAGGCUUUUCACCUUAUCUUACAUAAUUGUGGAGAAUUUUAGUUUGUUUUACAGUUAGUUGUAGGAGAUCUUUCUUACCAGCCUAUAACAUAGACUCUCUAAACUAGUAGAUAACUAAUUUUCAGAUAGGAUAGCCAAGAGGAUAGCUAAACCCAGACAUAUCUGAUUAUUGUUGGGCUUUCAAAAUAUAAUUGAAAUGAAAUUAUUGCACGGUAUAUACUGCCUCUGGAGCAUAAUGAUGUAACAAUAGGGUUUAUUAAUAGAGUGGCUCAUUUCAAAUGCCCAGCUUUUGGCAAAACAAACAAUUUUGAGUCUCAUUCUACCUACUGAAAAUACCAAACAGCACUCCAGGUUGGGAGAAUUUAUUCUGCAACUUGAAUUCAGAAAGUCAGAAUUUCAAUGUGUAUUAAAAUCCAUGGCCAUUUUA
Canis lupus familiaris (dog) is the source of this 3530-nucleotide messenger RNA. RefSeq names its product HtrA serine peptidase 4 (gene HTRA4). Gene Ontology annotation, cellular component: extracellular region. Bases 32 to 1477 code for a protein of 481 amino acids. The transcript is spliced from 9 exons. Gene Ontology annotation, biological process: programmed cell death; proteolysis; positive regulation of apoptotic process. The record is from RefSeq and is a predicted model, not a curated record. NCBI's taxonomy places the organism in Eukaryota, Metazoa, Chordata, Mammalia, Carnivora, Canidae. Gene Ontology annotation, molecular function: protein binding; serine-type endopeptidase activity.